Molecule: messenger RNA, 1546 nt
Organism: Saccostrea cuccullata (small rock oyster)
Lineage: Eukaryota; Metazoa; Mollusca; Bivalvia; Ostreida; Ostreidae
Exons: 6
Coding region: 50-511 (153 amino acids)
Source: RefSeq, a predicted model, not a curated record
UAUCAUGUGAUACAAUUUAUUGAUAGCUACACUGUUAUCAUAUGACAACAUGGCUGAUUCAAAAUCAACUGAAGUUGAUGCUAUAUAUUAUGAAGUAUCACCAUAUAUCAUAAUUCUACUUCGGAUGUUUAACUUCAUCGUUCUUUUGAUGGCAUUGGUUUCCAUGAUAAUAUGUAUCGUUCAAGGAGAUGACAACAACACAUACUAUCUACUGGCCGCGAACACGGGAAUUAGUGGGAUAGUCUGUCUAGUGGUGAAUUGGUGGUACAGAUCGGGUGACUUGGGGCCUGAGAAGUACUGGUACAUAUUCCUUGUGGGAGGUGUGAUACUGUUUCAGUGCGUCACUACGGACAUCUUUGUGUACCAUGUGCUCCCCCCUGGGCCUACCAGUUCCCCUCAUACUCCGAGGCCCCCACCCAGGAAUGUCACCAUUAACUGGUUCAGCCUUCUAGAGGCCUCCACCAAACCCCACCUAGGGAUGGACGAUAUCACCACUGUCCCACCCGGCUAGUAGUGGUCAUACUACAUAAUGACAUUCAUAGUGACGUAAUGUGGUGAUUGUCUUUCAAAAUGUGUAUGCUUUGAUAUACAUUUUAAAAAUUAACAUUAAAGUAAUUUUCAAUAUUUUUCUGACCAUUCUAAUAUGUGUACCGUAAACCUGGAAAUUUUUGCGUCGAUUUUAUUUUGCGAAUCUGGGUCAAAAUGCUGUUGAUUAAUUUUUACGUUUCAAAAUUUUGCGAAUGACCACUGCUUACAUUUUCUUAUUGUUGAAUUAUUUUUAAGAAAAACAUUUUUGCGAAUGCAAUGAACUCGCAAAUUUGCUAAAAAUUUAUCUACAGCAAAAAUUUCCAGAUUUACGGUAUACUGAGUGUAAUAAAAAUAGUUGUAUGAGGUGGAGGUAAUAUCAGAUCUUUAUUCCCCAGAUUCAAGCUAAGUUUGAGAAUGUACAUAACAGUACAUCCUAGACCCACCUUAUCAAUCCUUGAUUUACAAUAGACAGAUCACUGUAUUUCUUAAUAAAAAUUAUUUUUUAAUUCAAACAUAAUCUUAACCUAGUUUCAUAUUUUCUUGUUUCAAUAAAAAACAUAUUUUAUGCACCCUGUAUUUUACAGAGUGUUUGAUUUGCCUGUCUGGUACACCUAUGGAAAAAUGUAUGUUUAUUCAACCUGAUGUAUGGCAUAAUUAUGUUUUUUCAUUUAGAUGCUGGUUGUCUGUAUCUUUUGUUGAUGAAAGGUUGAAAACGGCCUUAUAAAUCUCAUAUAGUGGAAUAAAACCCUUAAUAGUGACAGUACCAUUUAUAACAGUAAACAUUUGUUUCAUGAACUACAAAAGAAACAAUCCAACUGUGUAGAGGGGAAGAUCUUGUAAACUGUUGUCUUCGUAUAUAUGUAUGUUUGAAAGUUGUACUGCAAAUAGGAUACCAAAAUGGACUAGCUAAUUAAAGAAAAGGUUCAGGUUAAAACCACUGAAAAUAUAGGAUAUUGAAUUGUAUUUUUUAUUUUUUGUAUUUAUGGUUGAGUAGCAAAUUAAAAUGAUUUCCAUAUCA